Molecule: messenger RNA, 1592 nt
Organism: Cynocephalus volans (Philippine flying lemur)
Lineage: Eukaryota; Metazoa; Chordata; Mammalia; Dermoptera; Cynocephalidae
Gene: PBX3
Product: PBX homeobox 3
Exons: 9
Coding region: 33-1337 (434 amino acids)
Biological process (GO): neuron development; eye development; regulation of transcription by RNA polymerase II
Cellular component (GO): nucleus
Molecular function (GO): RNA polymerase II cis-regulatory region sequence-specific DNA binding; DNA-binding transcription factor activity, RNA polymerase II-specific
Source: RefSeq, a predicted model, not a curated record
GCCGCCGCCCGCUCCCGCCCGCGCGCGGCGGGAUGGACGAUCAAUCCAGGAUGCUGCAGACUCUGGCCGGGGUGAACCUGGCCGGCCACUCGGUGCAGGGGGGCAUGGCCCUGCCGCCUCCCCCGCACGGCCACGAAGGGGCGGACGGCGACGGCAGGAAGCAGGACAUCGGCGACAUCCUCCACCAGAUCAUGACCAUCACCGACCAGAGCUUGGACGAGGCGCAAGCAAAGAAACAUGCCCUGAACUGUCACCGAAUGAAACCCGCGCUCUUCAGCGUCCUGUGUGAGAUCAAAGAGAAAACAGGUCUCAGCAUCAGAGGAGCCCAGGAGGAGGACCCUCCCGAUCCCCAGCUAAUGAGACUGGACAAUAUGCUUUUGGCAGAAGGGGUUUCAGGUCCUGAGAAAGGUGGGGGAUCGGCGGCAGCAGCUGCAGCCGCGGCAGCCUCUGGAGGUUCUUCAGAUAACUCUAUUGAACACUCAGAUUACAGAGCCAAAUUGACCCAGAUCAGACAAAUCUAUCACACAGAACUGGAGAAAUAUGAACAGGCAUGUAAUGAAUUCACUACGCAUGUGAUGAACCUUCUCCGAGAACAGAGUAGAACACGUCCCAUUUCCCCAAAAGAGAUUGAAAGAAUGGUAGGCAUCAUCCAUCGAAAAUUUAGUUCCAUUCAGAUGCAGCUCAAACAAAGCACUUGUGAAGCGGUUAUGAUUCUAAGAUCAAGGUUCCUUGAUGCCAGACGGAAAAGGCGUAACUUCAGUAAACAGGCCACAGAAAUCUUGAAUGAAUAUUUUUACUCACACCUCAGCAACCCCUACCCCAGUGAAGAAGCCAAAGAGGAGCUGGCCAAGAAAUGCAGCAUCACAGUGUCACAGGUAUCCAACUGGUUUGGCAAUAAACGAAUCAGGUACAAGAAGAAUAUCGGCAAAUUUCAAGAAGAAGCCAACCUCUACGCUGCAAAGACAGCCGUGACAGCUGCACACGCAGUAGCCGCAGCUGUGCAGAACAACCAGACCAAUUCGCCCACCACGCCAAAUUCUGGUUCUUCUGGUUCUUUUAACCUCCCAAAUUCUGGGGACAUGUUCAUGAACAUGCAGAGUCUGAAUGGGGAUUCUUACCAAGGGUCCCAAGUCGGAGCCAAUGUGCAAUCACAGGUGGAUACCCUCCGUCAUGUUAUCAAUCAGACGGGAGGCUACAGUGAUGGCCUUGGAGGAAAUUCACUGUACAGUCCACAUAAUUUAAAUGCUAAUGGAGGCUGGCAGGACGCAACAACUCCAUCUUCUGUGACUUCUCCCACAGAAGGCCCAGGAAGUGUGCACUCGGAUACCUCUAACUAAUCUCUGGCCACACUUCUUCCUGAGCUGACAUGCCUCUAUAAGUGCAUUCAGAGCAAGAGGAGGGAAAGGCAAGCGCUUUUGUAGCCCACCACCUACAGCUUUACUGUAAAACCUUGUCUUAUUAGAGAACUUGGUAAAUCUGUUUUUUAAAGAAUCAUAAUCAUUUGUAUUUAUACUUAAAAACACACAAUGUUAAAAAAAAGCACUUUAUCCAAUUGGGCCAAGAUUUCACAUUGUUGACAGUCCUGUAGCUAU